AGGGGUCAUUGAAAGCAUCACGCGUUCACGUUCAGAUUCAGAUCUGAGAGUCGAAAACGAGAAGAAGACGGAGACGUCCUGGAAAGUUACCAUGCCGACCCAGAUGGGCUGAAGAUGCCAGGUAACCCCUGCCUGUGGACACCGCUCCCUCAGAGCAGCCCGAGUCCAUGUGACCGCUACAAGCACGCCUGCUGCAGCUACGAUGGGGAGGUCUACGUCCUGGGGGGAAGAAGCAGCAGCUGCCUGGGAGACUUCUGGAAGUACUGCGUUGUGUUGAAUAAAUGGACCAGGCUGAGCUGCUCGGGCGAAGCUGCACCAGAGGAACUGGAGCAGCACUCUAUGGUGGCUCAUAAGGGUUUCCUGUAUGUGUUUGGAGGCAUGUGGGAUUCUGCAUACACUGGCCGGCGAUGCCCCCUGUGGGUGUUUGAUGUCGUAAAUCAGAAGUGGGUUCCCUGCCAGGGGAAGACCAGCUCCCCUCAGAGCCAAAGGCCGACCAACCGGAAAGGACACAGCGCCGUGGUGCUCGGCUCUGCCAUGCUCGUCUAUGGAGGCUUCAUGGACUUAAAGGGAUCCCUGCAGGACUUUUGGAGUUUAAACCUCAAUACAACGGCAUGGUCUGGCCUCAGCGGUUCUGAUCGGUCCGUUCCUGGGCCCAGACACAAUCACUCCGCCGUGGCCUACCAGAACUGCAUGUUCCUGUUUGGAGGCCUGAAGGGUCUGUGGGAGCAAAAGGACUUCUGGAGGUGGAACAGCACCAAUCACACGUGGACCUGCCUCAAGCCGGGCCCCCCUCGGCUGAUGGGCCACGCCGCCGCGACCUACAGGGACAGCAUGCUGCUGUUCGGAGGCGGCGAAAGCCAGAGCUCUCCCAGCAGGACUCUGUGGAGGUACAGCUUCUCCUCCCACAGCUGGAGCCAGGUGGCCUCGCUCCCAGGCUCCGACGCUCCGGACCGGAUUCACCACUGCUGCGUCGGGCUCGGCCGCAGCUACGAGCCCGACGGCGGCUCCGGAUCGGCACUGCAGCCGCAGGAUGCCAAACCCAGACAUUUCAAAAACAGGUGCUUCCCCGUCUCCCACUCGGACAUAGAGAUGAAGACAUUCAGCAAAAUGUCCUCAGACGUGGACACACAGAGCGACACUAAGCCUGAUCCCCCGCUGACGGAGAACAGCUUGACGUUUGAGAAUAAAGCCUUCAGGAGGCAGUGGAGCUGCGCCGACGAGCUGCUGCUGGACCAGGAAGACGCAGACAUCUUAAAGAACCUGCCUGACACGCUGCUGCUGCUGGGAGGACGACCUUACUGCAGACACAGUCCCAUCUGCGUCUGGAGUAUGACCCUGACCGACUCCUAACAGCCGCCGAACCUUUACUGACAUAACAAUGCAAAAUAUUAACAAGUAUUUUAGAUUAUAAUGUGAAAGAUGGAGGUAAAUUAGAUAAAAACCAGCUGAAACAGAGCAUUCCUCUAUUCUAAUGAGGCUCUUUUGACAGGAGCUCACACUGCAAACGUCACUAAAUAUUACCAAGUAUUACUGUUUGGCUUUCACUGCAAUUAUCUUAGUGCGCUUGAAAUAAGGCAAAACUAACUUCCCAGAAACUUUCAGCAGGAUAACGGAGUCUAAUUCCUUAGCAUA
Messenger RNA from Poeciliopsis prolifica (blackstripe livebearer), 1632 nucleotides. RefSeq names its product ras guanine nucleotide exchange factor F (gene klhdc3l). The transcript is spliced from 8 exons. The coding region runs from base 115 to 1350 and encodes 411 amino acids. Gene Ontology annotation, molecular function: protein binding. NCBI's taxonomy places the organism in Eukaryota, Metazoa, Chordata, Actinopteri, Cyprinodontiformes, Poeciliidae. Gene Ontology annotation, cellular component: Golgi apparatus. The record is from RefSeq and is a predicted model, not a curated record.